AUGAAAUUUUCUAUCGUCGCCUCCAUAACUCUUGGGGGCCUUUGUCUCAACAACGCCUUUGGGGCACCUUUGGGUGACUUGCAAGAGUUUUUUGCAGCCAUUCCUGAUCUCCACAUCAACGUGUGCUAUACGUACAAUGGCAGCCAGCAGUGCGUCGAGCCCACGAUUGUGACGCUUCUCGAUGGAGAAUCGCAAAGUUCUCUCGAUUGCAUUUUAGAAAUUCCCAUGUCUGGGCCACACCUCAAGCAGCUUAUGGAGAAUAUGCCUUCAAAGGCUCUCAUGGCGAGAAUCCCACGUCAUUUUUCUCUGUUCUACAGCAUGACAGGCCACCUCUUCAAGAAUCUGAAAUACUCGUCCGCUGUUCGGAUCUUCGCCACGAUGUUGGGCUCUGCUGCCAUUACCUGGUCGAUCCUCUUCGUUGCGGAUGAUAAGACCCAUCAAAGCACACAAACCAAUCAAAGCACCCAAAACACCCUGGAUUCCUCUGACAACCCAUCCCAGCCUAUGGAAUCUCUUCCAAUCAAAGUGCCUAACAACUCAUUCAACAGCCGUGACCUGAGUCCCUUUUUUUCAACCCUCCAGAGGUGUCGCUUGCGUGCUGCCGUGGCUACUAUCAACGCCGUGGCUCUUCAGAAUCAAGGCCAGAUCGAUUUCAAGCUGGACCUGCUGGAAUACUUUGCAGCUCUCGUGCCACCUAUGGCUCUGUUGAGCCCUUCGGACCGCUCAGGCCAGCUUGCCGAGGGAAAGCUGUUGCUGCUGCUGCCCGAGAGCCUCGCCCCACCUAGAGCGUGGCUCCAGCCAGCGCAUUCCAGAGAAGCAGAAAGGAAGAAGCAAAAAGGGUUUGCUGUUGGUAUUGCACCAGUUUCUGCUCGAAAAAACACCUUUGAGAUAUCGACAGCUGAAGGGAGGGAAGCGUUGAAGAAGUAUAUAGCAGAGAAGAGAGGCCAGAGCCACAUGGGUCUAGUCUCGAACAAAGAGGCCACGGACAGCCAAGAUGCCCAAGAGAACGACACCAAUAUUACCACUACAUAUGGAGAGGUGAGCAAGUUCUGUCCGGAGACAAAGAAGAAGUACCGUCGUGUGUUCGUGGCCAACCGAGGGUGGAUGUCUAUGCGGGCGUUCGAAGAGGAAGAGAGAAAGUAUGGGAGUGAGAGCGUGGUCCGCAGCCGAAGAGAAAUGGCCGCAACUAAUGCUGGAGGCAGCAUGUGA
Molecule: messenger RNA, 1209 nt
Organism: Candidozyma auris
Lineage: Eukaryota; Fungi; Ascomycota; Pichiomycetes; Serinales; Metschnikowiaceae
Exons: 1
Coding region: 1-1209 (402 amino acids)
Source: RefSeq, a predicted model, not a curated record